Molecule: messenger RNA, 1989 nt
Organism: Myodes glareolus (Bank vole)
Lineage: Eukaryota; Metazoa; Chordata; Mammalia; Rodentia; Cricetidae
Gene: Tor4a
Product: torsin family 4 member A
Cellular component (GO): endoplasmic reticulum lumen; nuclear envelope
Molecular function (GO): ATP binding; ATP hydrolysis activity
Source: RefSeq, a predicted model, not a curated record
UUGCAUCUCAGCGGAAACCUCCCCAGAGCUUCCUCUGCUUCGGUCCCUGGGGACCUGUAGGAGUCACUGCCCCUUUCAAGCCUGAGCUGGGCCAGGCGGACCCUGACCCACCCACCUCACCUUUUGUUGGGGGAAAGACUAGCAUUUCCUGCUUCCUGGCCUUGGAAGGGAGUGACUGAGCUGGGGAGUCUGAGCAGCUGCAGGAAGGGGACCUGCAUGCCCAGUACAGCUCCUACGCCAUGGAUCGCGGCCAACCUAGCCUAGAGCCCCAGGCCAAGGGCCCAUGCGUGAUCGCGCCGGUGCGCGCCGUGCUCCGUCUGCGCCGCCGCGUCUGCGUCCUGCGCAAGAGGCGCCUGUUGCAGCUAGGCACCGAACCGGACACUGGGACAGGGGCACUCGGGUCCAGCGGCAGUUCCGGGGCUCUGCGUGCGGACCUAGGCCAACCUAAAUUCUUCACGUUUGACAGCCUGACUGAGUUGUCUUCCAGGACACCCCGCAAGAAGCGUAGGCGGCGUAGUCGGGUAGUGCUCUACCCCGAAACCUCACGGAAGUACCGACCCCGCACAGAGCGCCAGAGCCGUGCACAGCGUUGUCUGCUGCUGCUUGUAGCCAUCGUGGGAUUCCAGGUUCUUAACGCCAUCGAGAAUCUGGACGAUAAUGCACAACGUUAUGACCUCGAUGGACUGGAGAAGGCGCUGCGGCGUUCUGUGUUUGGUCAGCCAGCUGCUGUGGGCCGCAUCAUGGCCCUGCUGCGGGACUACCUGGCUACACACGUUCACAGUCAUCCCUUGCUCCUGGCUCUGCAUGGGCCCAGUGGUGUAGGCAAGAGUCACGUGGGGCGCCUGCUGGCACGCCACUUCCAGGCAGUGCUGGAAGAUGGCGCGUUGGUGCUGCAGUACCAUGCACGACAUCACUGCCCAGAGCUGCGCCCGGUUCAGGACUGCCGGAAGGAGCUGGCACAGCGUGUGGCGGAUGUGGUGGCGCAAGCUGAGGCCGAGGAGAAGACCCCUCUCUUGGUCCUGGAUGAGGCUGAACUCUUGCCACCUGCGCUGCUGGAUGAGCUGCACGGUCUCCUGCAGCCACAGCGCUCGCACCAUUUCCACAACGCUAUCUAUGUACUCCUAAGUGGCACAGGUGGUAUAGAGAUCACACAGUUUGUGCUGCGGAACGCAUCGCGUUUGUUGCCCCCACACCUCCACAGCGCAGGCAACACUCAGACUGAGGAGGAGUUACACUCCAGCCUCCGGGAGCUCCUGGCCCAGGAACACCCUCUGUGGAACACUGCGGCCAUCGUGCCCUUCCUGCUACUAGACAAGCCAGAUGUGGUCAACUGCUUCCGAGAGGAGAUGGCAGGGGAGGGCUUUUUCCCCGAGCAAGCGCUGGCAGAGCGUCUGGCAGAGCAGCUCAGCUACUACCAAGUCGCUGGACAUGAAUUUGCCGUCACUGGCUGCAAGCAGGUGGUAGCUAAGGUCAACCUCUUGCAGCACAAGCCUGCAAGUGCUGGACCCUAGCCAGUGGUCCCAGGUUUUUGACCUGUUGAAGAAAACAGGAAGAAUGUCAGGUGUUUUGUGGCCUCCAAGCUGUUUUCACUCCCAAAGCUAGGGAGGUUGAGCUCUGAGCCCCUCACUUCCUCUUCCACCCCUGAGCCUUGAGAUUCUCUAGGGUCACCAGGAAAGCAGCCGCCUUCCUGUAGUCUGGUGCCCUCUCUUCAGUUCCCACUAUGUCCAUCAAGUUUCAGAACAUGUGAUAGCACCUCCCAUAGCCCGGGGAAGUGGAUGAGCGCACUGCUGUACAGAUUAUCUCAGAGGGUGAGUGGCUGGAGUGGGAACCUGGUCCCCACGUUUCCAGCAAACACCCCGUCAUCCCUUGAAUGCCUCUUUAACUUAGAGGCCGCAAGGCAGGGGAAUGCUGUCUAGGCCCUCAUGAGAGGCUAGUAAGUAGGGUGGAUAGAUAUCUAUCUACAAGCCAGUGAGUGGAUCCAGUGGAACC